UCUGUGGCGUAUGGUGAAUAAGAAAGUAUUGAAUUUACGGUUGCCCAUACAUAAGUGACUUUCAGUUUGUGUUGUUCUGCGAAAAGUAACUUGGCCCCCGUGCGCUGAGCACGGUGUGGCGGCAACCUGCCGUUUAGGCUGUUUUCAGAAGAAAAGUAAAAAUGCCGCUACGACUGGAGAUUAAGAAGCAGCUGGUUCAGCGGACAGACCGCGUCAAAGGUGUUGAUGUGCACCCGACGGAGCCUUGGAUGCUUGCAAACCUGUACAACGGCAAUGUCUACAUCUGGAACUACAUGGACCAGACCCUGGUCAAGUCCUUUGAGGUCACGGAGUUGCCUGUCCGCUCGGCGAAGUUUGUGGCGCGGAAGCAAUGGGUUAUCACGGGCGCGGACGACAUGUUCAUUCGGGUGUACAACUACAACACCAUGGAUAAGGUCAAGACCUUUGAGGCACACACAGACUACAUCAGGUGCAUUGCCAUCUCACCGACCAUGCCGUACAUCCUGACCUCUUCGGAUGACAUGCUCAUCAAGCUCUGGGAUUGGGAGAAGGGCUGGAACUGCGUCCAGGUGUUCGAGGGGCACUCGCACUACGUCAUGCAGGUGUCCUUCAACCCGAAGGACACCAACACCUUUGCGUCCGCCUCCCUGGACCGCACCAUCAAGGUGUGGAGCCUGGGCCAGCCCACCCCCAACUUCACCCUGGAGGGACAUGAGAAGGGGGUUAACUGCGUCGACUACUUCACCGGUGGCGACCGGCCUUACCUGAUCAGUGGUGCCGACGACAAGCUGGUCAAGGUCUGGGACUACCAGACCAAAGCUUGCGUCACUACCCUCGAGGGCCACUCCCACAACAUCUCCUCCGCCAUCUUCCACCCGGAGCUGCCCGUCAUCAUCACGGGCUCUGAGGACGGAACUGUCAAGAUCUGGCACAGCACGACGUACCGGCUGGAGAACACGAUGGACUACCGCAUGGAGCGCGUCUGGAGCCUGGGCUACUGCAAGGGCUCAAACUGCAUUGCUAUUGGCUACGACGAGGGCGCCGUCAUGCUGAAGAUCGGCCGCGAUGAGCCCGUGGCGUCCAUGGACAACAGCGGCAAGAUCAUCUGGGCGCGCCACAACGAGAUCCAGACGGUUAACAUCAAGGCCCUCGGCGCGGACUUUGAGAUGGCGGAUGGCGAGCGGCUGCCGCUGCCUGUGAAGGACCUGGGCUCCUGCGACCUGUACCCGCAGAGCCUUCAGCACAACCCCAACGGCCGCUUCGUGGUCGUCUGCGGCGACGGUGAGUACAUUGUCUACACGGCUCUGGCCUGGCGUAACAAGGCGUUCGGCAGCGGCCUGGAGUUUGUGUGGAGCGCGGACAGCAACGACUACGCCAUCCGCGAGUCGGCCAGCAAGCUGAAGAUCUACAAGAACUUCCAGGAGAAGCACACCGUGGCGCUGGGCUUCAACGCGGAGGGCAUCCACGGCGGCGCGCUGAUUGCGGUGCGCGGCUCGGACUUCAUCGUGUUCUACGACUGGGAGGGGCGCGUGGUGCGCCGCGUGGACGUGGCGGCCAAAUCGGUGCACUGGAGCGAGAGCGGCAACAGUGUGGCCAUCCUGGGCGACUCGAACUUCUACAUCCUCAAGUAUAACAGGGACGUGGUGGAGGAGCACUUCGCUUCGGGAGCAGCGGCGGGCGAGGACGGCGUGGAUGACGCCUUUGACCUGCAGGCUGAGAUCAGCGAGCGCGUGCGCACAUGCAUCUGGGUCGGCGAGUGCCUUGUGUACAACAACACCACCUGGCGCCUGAACUACUGCGUGGGCGGGGAGGUAACGACGGUGGUCCACCUGGACCGGCCCAUGUACCUGCUGGGCUACCUGGCGGCGCAGAACCGCGUGUUCCUCAUUGACAAGGAAUUCAACGUCGUGUCGUUCACGCUGCUGCUAUCGCUCAUUGAGUUCAAGGCGCGGAUAACGGCGGACGAGCUGGACUCGGCCAUGGAGCUGCUGCCCAGCAUUCCGCAGGACCAGCACAACAGCGUGGCGCGCUUCCUGGAGGCCAAGGGCAUGAUCAGCACGGCGCUGCAGGUGGCCACGGACCAGGAGUACCGCUUCGACCUGGCGGUGCAGCUGGGCGACCUGGGGGUGGCGCAGGCCAUCGCCGCCAAGCUGGACAGCACGUCACGGUGGAAGCAGCUGGGCGAGAUGGCGCUGACGGCGGGCAAGCUGGAGCUGGCGACCGAGUGCUUGACACGUGCCUCGGACUUCUCGGGUCUGCUCAUGCUGGCGUCAGCGCGGGGCGACCAGGCCGGCAUGGCUGCCGUGGCCGCGGCCGCCGCAGCGGCUGGCAAGACUAACGUGGCCUUCCUGGCCUCCUUCCUACUCGGCCGCUUGGAGGACUGCCUCAACCUGCUCCUCGAGGCCAAGAGGUUGCCAGAGGCAGCCUUCUUUGCGCGCACCUACCUGCCGUCGGCCAUCUCGCCCGCACUAGUCAAGUGGAAGGCGGACCUCGCGGUCAUCAACCCCAAGGCUGCGGAGGCGCUGGCGGACCCAGCCGCGUACCCCAACCUCUUCCCGCACCUCGACGAGGCCCUGCACGCCGAGAAGCUGCUCGCGGCCCAGCGCGCGCAGCUGGUACCGGCCAGCGACUACCUGGAGGCGGCGGCCAUCACAGCGGCGGCGAUGGAGGGCGGGCUGGAGGGUUUGCUAGAACGGCUGCAAGGCCUCGGGUUGGGGCCGAGCGAUGGAGACGUGGAGCAGGAGGACGAGGAGGAGGCGGAGCAUCAGGAGAACGGGGACGUGCCGGUCGAGGAGGAGGAGGCGGAGGAGUAUGUUGAGGAGGAGGUCGAGGAGGAGAUGGAUGAGGGCCCAACUUCCCUUCCGCCAGAGCCGCCUGCGGCACCGCAGCCCGAGCCCGUGCCCGCACCGGAGCCACCGGUGCCGGAGCCAGUUGCCCAAGAGCCGGCUGUGCCCGAGUCGGCACCGGAGGCGGCUAUGGAUGAGGAGGAAGAGGAGGACCCCUUCGGUGACCCGGCAGGCGACGCGGACGCAGACGCCGGCAACGUCAAUGCGGAGGACCUCGACGAUGACUGGGGGCUUGACGGGGAUGGGGAGGCCUAAAUGGGGGGAACGCGUGACGUGUAGGGAGUCGGUGUAAGCCGGUUUACUGAGUGCAUUACGGUGAACAUAUGUAGCAUUAGGUAGAUACUGUAUGGUUUCUUAGACAUGACGAGGCUUAAAGCUUUGUCAGAGUGUUUAGCUCUGUUGGCAAAUGCCAGAAGAGUCCGUCCUAGCAAGGCCGUGGGCGGUGCAUUAGGUGAGCGGAAUGACCUCUGCUUGGGCUCAAUGGGGUAUGCGCUGGAAGUGGUAUACC
Molecule: messenger RNA, 3354 nt
Organism: Astrephomene gubernaculifera
Lineage: Eukaryota; Viridiplantae; Chlorophyta; Chlorophyceae; Chlamydomonadales; Astrephomenaceae
Source: the annotation of a GenBank genome assembly